AUGCUGUCGACUGCGACGCUGCAGCACAACUUGGCGGUGCUGCAGACGCAGCUCGAGACGCUGCAGCGCGAGAACAGUGCGCUGACGCGCGACCUGUGCCUCAAGGAGAACUACAUUGAGCUCAAGGACCAGCAGUUCCGCGUGAUGCAGCGGCGCCUGGAGGAGCUCGAGGGGACACUCGCGCAGUGGAAGGACCGGUGGCUGCAGCAGGUGAACGCCCAGCAGGCCACAACGAGCCACAGCAGCAGCAGCAGCAGUCGUGGAGAGUGCGAGAGUGGCUGGACGCCGUGGCCCUGCAAAGCCGGCGUCGCAGGUCGCGCCAAGGCGCUCGCGCAGGCCACCGCCAAGCUCGCGAACGUGUCGGAGACGGACCGCAGUAAAGUUCAGCCCCUGUUGACGAUGAUGGAGCGGGAAGGCGAUGGCGCGGGGGCCGUGGACGACGACGUCGUGUUUGUCGACGUGUCCGAGGAGCUCAGUCGCAUCUUGUUGCUGUAUCUACUGCCCGCGCUACUGGACGUGGUGGGCGGCCGAGCACAGACGCUGCAGUGCUUCAGUCGCACGUAUGCGAAACAGACAAUGGACUUUCGAGUGCGUGUCGACCGGACCGCGGACACGGCAUCGACGGCUAAAGGAGGCCACGGCGAGCCACGGGACGCAGCUACUACGAGGGACAGACUGUUGCUGCCGCCAGGACCGUCUGCUCUCGGUGACCCUUCGACUGCGUUGAGGGAGGACCAGUUCUUGGCUCGAGGAGCACAGCCAGCAUCGGAGAGCGAGAAAGAUGAGGCACCGCAUCUGUUCGACUGCGUAGAGCUGGAUCGGCGUGGUGCUGUACACGCUUCCACCCCUCACGGCUCCCGUGAACUGCAUGCGACAAAGGCUAUGUUCACCUCGCGACCUCUGAGCGGGUCGGCUGCAGCGCGAGCCGCCAUGUCGCCUCCACUCGAUAGAGGGGGAGAGAAGUCGCUGGACAAGACGUCGCGGCAGUACACGUUGACGCCGAAAUGCACAGGCACAACGUUUGCGGUGGACAGUGCACGUACGAACACGAUGAUGACGACUGUGGGCGCGCUACCGUCACCAUCACAGUCUGUAUCGUCGGUGGGUGGGUUUCGUCUGGGCUCUAACGGCGAUGCAAUGCCGACGCCUCCACGCGAAAGCAAGGACGGCAAAAUCAAGAAGAUUGUGGGGAGCGUGUUUGGCCGCCUCAGCCGCCACAAGUCGCAGCAGUCGCUCACGACAAAGUCUCUACUGUAUGCGUCACCAGUGCCCAUGAGAGUAUCAGUUGGGGCAAUCGAUGUUGCUGAUGACGAUGACGAGUCGAUUUGCGAUGGCUGCGGACGUGGGCCACUCCUAGGUGUCAAGUGGGUGUGCCGCACGUGCCGUCUGCUAGCUGAUGCAGAGUAUGAGAUAUGCGAAAAGUGCUACGGUCAAGGCGUCCAUGGUGAAGAGCACGAUGAUGCGCUGUUCACUCGUGUCGAGUCCAUUGUAGUCCGCAAGUGUCCCCAGCUGGCGGGCGAGACAGAACUGCUCCGUUUGUUGCGAACCGGCAUUUGCAAAGCUAACCUCAAGAAAUUCAGCUUCUGCCUUACGUGGAUCGCGGACUUGCUGCAAUGUAAGCGCACGACGGAUCUGCGAGCACGGGCACUGGAGAUCGCGCAUAUCCCUCCCACUGUUCGUAGCGAAUUCGCUAGACUACUGCGCGAGCUUCUAGCGCAGUAUCGACCCAACAUUGAACUGAAGACGGAAUGGGAGCCAGCUGCUGGUUCCCAGCAUGGUGCUGUCGGUCCUGGAACUCCUGCAAUGCGAUGCGAAGGCGUGUCGAGCGAGCUUGAUACGCUACGAAUAUGGGUGAAAGACGCGCCUCUGCCUGUUACAGCGUCGCUUGGAGCCACAUACGUCGGGACACCCUCUCAUGGCUAG
This is a messenger RNA of Hyaloperonospora brassicae, 1923 nucleotides long. The record is from the annotation of a GenBank genome assembly. NCBI's taxonomy places the organism in Eukaryota, Oomycota, Peronosporomycetes, Peronosporales, Peronosporaceae.